Cottoperca gobio is the source of this 1489-nucleotide messenger RNA. Its product is annotated as acyl-coenzyme A thioesterase 1-like. NCBI's taxonomy places the organism in Eukaryota, Metazoa, Chordata, Actinopteri, Perciformes, Bovichtidae. Gene Ontology annotation, biological process: fatty acid metabolic process; acyl-CoA metabolic process. The coding region runs from base 136 to 1407 and encodes 423 amino acids. Gene Ontology annotation, molecular function: fatty acyl-CoA hydrolase activity. The transcript has 4 exons. The record is from RefSeq and is a predicted model, not a curated record.
UUGUGAAGCAGCUUCCUGUUGCCUUGGUUACUGACAUUAGCGAGACUAGUUUUAAAAGGAGUUCAGUAGAGCUAGUAAGACGAAGAGGUGCAACUCCGUUUUCUUCAACCGUCAUUACAGAGAAAAACAGAAGAGAUGUCCGCCCAAGUCAGACUGAGGCUGCUGCCGAGAGCCAGGUGCAUGUUUGAUGAGCCCGUUCAGGUGAAGGUGGACGGACUGAGGUCGGGACAUGUGGUCACCAUAAGAGCCAGAUCGACUGACGAGAAGGGGGUGGUGUUCAGCUCCUCGGCCUCCUACAAAGCUGAUGAGAGCGGAGAGAUCGACCUGGAGAGAGACCCCUCCCUCAGCGGGUCUUACGUCGGGGUUGAACCCAUGGGUCUGCUGUGGUCGAUGAGGGCAGACACUUUGCACAAAAGGUUUAGAAAAAACAAUUUAAUAAACCCACACGUGGUGAAGUUCUCUGUGCACGACGACGAGGAGGAGGGGAAGGGCAGGAUGCUGGCAGAGGUAACCAAUGAGAGGCUUCUGCUUGGAGAGGGGGUCAACCGGCGCCCUGUGAAGGAAGGGAAUAUAAGAGGUGUCCUGUUCACUCCUCCAGGUGAAGGUCCGUUCCCUGCUGUGUUGGAUCUGCACACUUUUGGGGGAGGAUUGUCAGAGAAAAGGGCCUCUCUGCUGGCCAGCCAUGGAUUUGUGGUUCUGACCGUAGCACUGUACGGCCAUGAUGACAUGGUGAAGAACAUCAAAGAGGUCCAUCUGGAUUAUUUCGAAGAAGCAAUAGAGUUUUUAAAGAAACAAGAUAAGGUGGGCAGUAAAGUCGGUGUGAUAUCCAUUUCAAAAAGUGCAGAUAUUGCACUAUCAAUGGCCUCGUACCUGCCAGAUGUUGAGGUCACAGUGUGGAUUAAUGGCUGCUCUGCCAAUACAUGGUUGCCCCUCUACUAUAAGAAGAGCCUGAUCCUCCCUCCAUUAAUGAUCGACAUCAGCAAGGUGAUUCUCACAGAGUCAGGGGCCGUUAAUGGCAAGUAUGCUAUGCAUAAUCCGCUGGCAGAGGAGAACAAGGCCACCCUGGUCCCCAUUGAACAAGCCAAAGGACGUUUCCUGUUCAUGGCUUCAGAGGACGACCUCAACUGGGACAGCAAAGCUUACAUGGAGCAGAUGGUGGAGAGACUGCAGCGUCAUGGGAAGGACAACUUUGAGAGUGUGUGUUACCCCGGAGCGGGACAUUAUCUAGAGCCGCCUUAUGGACCCUACUGCCACUCCAGUUUUCAUGCGGUAGCGGGCAAACCAGUCCUGUGGGGGGGUGAGCCCAGGUCCCACGCAGAAGCUGAAGUCCACAUGUGGAAGAAAAUCCAGGAGUUCCUCAGAACUCACCUGAGCUGUGAUGAUACACCGACUAAAGCCAAAUUAUAGAUACAAAUGAAUAUCAUGAAGACAUAAUAAAGCAGGGGUAGCCAACCCGCGGCUCUCGAGCCGCAUGCGGCUCUUCAGUUCA